AAAGGACCGCUGUACAUUGAAUUAAUCGAAACAUGAUUUUCUUAAUAUAAUGACAAUACAGUGUCUCUGUGUGUAGUUUAUUAGUCAGAGUAGUGUAAAGAAAUCAAACAAGGAAGACUAUCAAGUGUAUUUACGCUGCGGUGUUGCAUAUAUGUGUGUUGUGUAUGGAAAGCUUUGAGUGAAAUACAUAUAACUUAUUUGGUAAUGUAUCUUGUUAUAUUCUCUCCACUACAUUAAGACGAUUAAAAAUCAACAUAUGCAUCGAUGUAGCAGCAUCGUCAGCAGCAUAUCAGUAAUCUACCCAAGAAAAUUCAAGUAUCAAUUAAAUUUUGAGAAUUGAAUUAUAUACUCAAACAAUAUUUGUACACGCUCUAUAAUGAUGCGGGUUGACUCUUUUAGAGAGUAGCAUAUAUCGAAAAAAUAUCAGUGAUGUUGAAAAAAUUGAUUGGAUUAUAGAUUAUGUUAAUUGUGGUGAGUCUUGAUUAGAUUUUCCAAUGUUACAACAACCUCCUUCUUUAAUGGGGAUGGUAGCUGCAUCACUCCGUUUACCAGAUUCUCAGGAAUUUAAUGUUGAUGUACGUCGACGUGCUGCUACUACUACUACUACUACUACUACUACUACUACUACUACGGCCGGCCAUCAACUACCUGGGAGUAGUAGUAUUCUUACACAUGUGAAGAAUGAAUUUGGAGAUUACUUUUUCAACAACACACUACUAACUGAAUCAAGUGACAGUGGUGGUGGUAGUGAUGGUGUAUUGAAUUUAAGAUCUGCAAUGGAAGCAUAUUCUACCAGAAAAUUUAUCAAUGCAAGUAGUGACAGUUUCAAUCUCUCUGACCUCUCUAUAGAACAAGUACUGCCAGAUCGCUUGAUGUACAGACACAGUGUAGCCAUGUCAGCUGUUUAUUGUGUGGCUUAUAUUAUAGUAUUUGUCGUUGGACUAAUUGGAAAUAGUUUUGUCAUUGCUGUGGUUUAUCGAUCACCUCGAAUGAGAACUGUUACCAAUUUUUUUAUUGUUAAUCUUGCUGUGGCUGAUGUCUUGGUCAUCAUCUUCUGUCUCCCGGCUACACUUAUGAGUAACAUCUUUGUGCCUUGGGUCCUUGGAUGGUUUAUGUGCAAAACUGUUCCUUACAUACAGGGCGUAUCUGUAGCGGCUUCUGUGUACAGUCUUGUGGCAGUAUCUUUAGACAGAUUCCUCGCUAUUUGGUGGCCAUUGAAAUGUCAAAUUACCAAGAGGCGAGCUCGAUUGAUGAUUGUAGUAAUAUGGUUCAUUGCGCUAACAACGACUUUGCCUUGGCUCUUAUUCUUCGAUCUAGUGGCAAUAUACGGUGACCAGCAUCCAGAUUUGAGAUUGUGCAUUGAGAUGUGGCCUCGUCCACAAGAUGGAUCUCUGUUCUUCCUGGUUGGUAACUUGAUGCUCUGUUACGUACUGCCCAUGCUAUUGAUAUCAAUUUGUUACAUUCUGAUAUGGAUAAGGGUCUGGAAAAGACACAUUCCUUCAGAUACGAAAGAUGCACAGAUGGAAAGAAUGCAGCAAAAAUCCAGGGUGAAAGUUGUUAAAAUGUUAGUUGUGGUAGUGAUACUAUUUUUACUCUCCUGGUUGCCACUUUACGUUAUCUUUACUAGAAUUAAAUUAGGUGGCGACAUUGCUGAAUGGGAGGAUGAAAUUUUACCGAUUGCAACGCCUAUCGCUCAGUGGUUGGGAUCAAGCAACUCUUGUAUUAAUCCUAUAUUGUACGCAUUUUUCAACAAGAAGUACCGACGUGGAUUCAUGGCAAUAUUAAAAAGUGGUAGAUGCUGUGGUAAAUUGAGAUACUAUGAGACGGUAGCCAUAAUGUCAUCUUCUACGAGCAUGAGGAAGUCAUCUUAUUAUGUUAACAACAACAACAACAACAACAACAACAAUAAUAACAAUAACAAUAACAAUAAUAAUGGCUCUACUAGACGCAACUUUCACCACCAUGGACCUCCCGUUCAUCAAGAUAGUAACGUUUCGUAUAUUUUUAAUCACAGUGGAGUUUAAAUUAACCACUGAGGCAAGUACCGCACGCACAUAACUUGAUACAUUGCAUUUGAUGCUCGAGGUAAAAUGCCUCAAAAAUCAGCCGUGAUUGGCUGCUCAAAUGCGCGGGGUUUUCGCACAGAGAUAGCCGGCGCGAGUCUUUAAGGAUCAGCAAUGAUUAAUCGAUUGAUGCUCGUGCCGGAAAAAGGUGUUAAAGCGAUAACGUGCUCUACCGUACACUUAUCCAAGUUUUUGAUUUAAAGCAUCACAUGAACAUGCAAAGACCAUUCUCUGAAGAAAUUGUGUACAUUACAGAAAAACAAUAUCAAUAGGUAUUAAAUACCAAUGCAAACAAACACACAUUCACUCGCACAAAAUCGAAUGCUUUCUAAAUAUUGUUGAAAAAGUAAAGAAAAAGCUCAACACCAUUGAACACGUUACGAAUAUACGAAUACACAGAACGUCUAAAGUAUGUAUCUGAGUUUGCAGAUUAUGCAUUAACUACCAUGAAAUCGCCCUGUUACGUUUCAGGAUACAGUGAUAAGUUUACGCACUCUUUCAGUUCUUUGGUUUAAUUAUAAAUACAUAUUUAAAUUGCGCGCAUUAAAGUUUCUAAGGAUAUCAUUAUUUGGCUAUGAAAGAACUCAUUUGUCGAAAGCACUCUCCUCAAAUUGAGUGUAAAACGAUGUGUUAUAUUGCAGAGCGUUGAAUUAUGCAGACAGAAAAGACACAAAAUAUUGAAACAUAGUAGCAUGAUUUUUACUUAGGAAUAUUUUGCUUGCUCUAUUCAAAUUUGGAUAUAUACAAUAUAAUUGGCAGUUGCUACGGGCAUUUACAUAUAAAGUACACGGAAAAUUAAUGCAUAUUAAAAUCCACCUUUUUUUCUUCUGUUAUUGGCAUCUUUUUUAAAGAAAAUUAUUACAGUCGAGUCAAAUAUGAAAUAGUGUUUUCAAAAUCGUCAAGGACAGACAUACGCUUUCUGUAUUGUACAAUAAUAUUUUAUUUUACUUAUUAAUGAGAAGCUGAUGGCAAAAGUCGAUUGUAAAAAAAAUUUCGGAGGAAUAGUUGACUAAGGCAUUUUUGGACAGAAACUAGUUAAAAAUAAAAAAGAAAACCGAGAAUUAUAUUGUGUAUUGUAAUUUAAUGGUAUAAUGUAACGAUGUGAUACAACACAUCUUUAGUUCUAUUGUAUUAAUAUAUUAUGAUACAGGAGGCAACUUUCGUUUUUCUUGUUUCUAUAUAACUUAUUUUUGCUCCCGACGAUUUUAUAACCAUCUUUUACCAUCAGCCACUAUAAUAUAAACUCAACGACCAUGUUUACUAUUCGAAGGCAUGCAUUUUGUUAUACAUUUUUACUUAGUCUCUGCUCUUUCAGUUUACCUAUCAUUAAGGCAGCUGUGCUCAAAUAUUUGAACCCGUAGCGAAUAAUUAUAAAUUUCAAAUAAUAACUGUAUUAGGAUGACCCAAAAAUGUACAUUUUAGAAUUUUCAAACGGCAAAUUCUCCAAAGCGCUUUCUCGCGAAAAAGUAAGUACAUAUUUUUUUAUUUUAAAAAAUGUUUAUUAUCGAUAAUCAAACAAAGAGUUUAACACCUAAAACGUAUACUUUUUUUAAUUCUAUUUUGUUGAAGAAAUCAUAAGUCACAUUAACAAAGUUAUAAAAACAUUUUGAUACAUCUCGGAAGUUGCAUAAAACUCCAAUAUUUUUAGACAUGUUUGGAGCGUCAGACAUGAUCGUUUAAAUUGAAAUUUUCAAGAAGGAUGUUUGAGAUUAUUGAGAAUAGGUUUAUAAAAAAGAUGUUGAUUAUUUUUUAAUUUAUAUUGCAGUUUUCAAACAAUUAAAAGAAUGAAGAUUUUUCCGUAACAGCAGCGUUACUUUAAUUCAUGGCAAUUACAUUGAAUUUAAAGUGGCUGAUUAUUUACGGGCUUACGAUUUUCAGAUGCAAAUUCAUAAAGCUCCCUGUCCAAUCCUGUAGCCCAGCGCGUUUUUCAGAUUCUUGUCGCACUUUCUCGAAAGCCCAACAAUUUUUUCACGCUACCGGAUCCCUAGGUGAGUAAUUGACUCCCCUGAGUUAAAUGGCAAAGUAAUAACACUAAAACUGUCGCCUGGGUCAAACCUCAGCACUCUCUACAGAGUUUUCUACCACUAUUCUAAAGAAUACAAAGUACUCGCUUACCGACAAAAGAUUAUGAUUUUCUUUUUAAGAAAAAAAAAUUUAUUUGCUUCCGUGAGAGAACGAUGCAGUGAACACGCUGAUCUAAAAUUCAAAAUAUACAUUUCUGGGCCACCCUAAUCACUAUCUGUAAGAAAAAAUUCAAGGAAAUUCUAUAGAUUAAGAUAUCAACUGCCUGCAUAAAUCUUGUCUCUUUUUGUGUGGUAUUCCGUGCAAUUAUUGUACUUUGUUUUAGUUAAGUUUUAAGAAUUUAAUAAAUUUUCCUUGACCAUAGAACGCGUUUCUUGUGUACCCCUCUCCAAAUGCUCCUCUAUCCCCAGUUAAUCAUUCUACGCCUUAUCAAGCUCGAGAAACGUUCCUCUAACCCGAAAUAAUCACUUUCUACUGCAAGAUUGUUACGCAUUCAAAUUUUUCAGUUCGUUCUCAUGAAAAGUGGUGCGAGAAAUAAAUGGUGUAAAUAACGAAAUACAGUGCUGUAUCAAAAAAUAAACCAGAUUUUUAUUAUUGACAGGCUUCUAGUAGCACUAUACAGUCUGACUAGGGUGACACAUAUCUUAUCCAUACACACUAACUAUGCAGAAGAAAAGAAAUAUAGUUUCUUUCAAUCAUAUAUUGGUUGGACAAACUUUUUCUUUUUACAGCAAAAUAUUGGGAUCGUGGAGCGAUAGGUUCACAUAAAAUUGCUCUUCAUCCGUUUUACUACAAUUUUCAAAUUUGUUAAUUAUUUUUUUAAUUUUAAGUAUUCAUUGAUUCAAUGAGAAUACUGUGGAAUAUGUGUUGAAUAUCUUCGCAGU
Belonocnema kinseyi is the source of this 4969-nucleotide messenger RNA. Its product is annotated as neuropeptide SIFamide receptor. Bases 495 to 2024 code for a protein of 509 amino acids. Lineage: Eukaryota; Metazoa; Arthropoda; Insecta; Hymenoptera; Cynipidae. Gene Ontology annotation, molecular function: neuropeptide Y receptor activity; peptide binding. The record is from RefSeq and is a predicted model, not a curated record. The transcript has 3 exons. Gene Ontology annotation, biological process: G protein-coupled receptor signaling pathway. Gene Ontology annotation, cellular component: membrane.